Molecule: messenger RNA, 891 nt
Organism: Solanum lycopersicum (tomato)
Lineage: Eukaryota; Viridiplantae; Streptophyta; Magnoliopsida; Solanales; Solanaceae
Source: RefSeq, a predicted model, not a curated record
AUGAUUAAAGAGUAUGCAUCGUAUAAAGAUUUAGUUGAUGAAGUUGCUAAUCAGAUUGGCGUAGAUUUGAGGUAUAACAGAUUAAAACUUAAGUAUAAAAUAAAAGGUAGCAUUGCAUCUUUGGAGAUACACAACGAGAUGGGAAUAGGGGUAUAUGUCUCAUUGAAGAAAGAAGUUCGAGAAUUCGCAAAGUAUCCCAUUUGUGUAAUUGUAUUUGUGAAUGAUCGUGACAUAAAUUAUAGAAAUCAUUAUGAAGAAGAUAUUGGCAUGUGUAUGAUAAACGGAAGAAGUUUUGAAAGUUGUAAGCCCAUAGUUGUAGUAGACGGAAGCCAUCUCAGGGGGACUUAUAAUGGCAUAUUUGUGUCUGCAAGCACAUUGGAUGGAGCAGGAAAUAUAUUGCCCCUAGCAUACGGUGUUAUUGAUUCGAAAAAUGAUGCAUCUUGGACUUGGUUGUUUGAACAGUUUAGAGAAGCUCAUGGUUUAAAGGAUAAAAUGUGUGUUGUAUCCGACAGAAACGAGAUUAUUAUAAAAUCAGUUUCGAGGAUAUACAAUAUACCACAUUAUGCUUGCACGUUUCAUCUUAGGAAGAACGUGAAGACACUUUACAAAAAGUCACAUGACAGUCUUUCAGAAGCGUUUUAUGCAAUGACAAAGGCAUACAAACUUUCUGAAUUUAAUGAACUGAUGAAAAAAGUAGAACAUGUUGAUAUUAGGGGGAAAAAUUAUUUGGAAUUGGCUGGUUAUGACAAAUGGGCAAGAGUGUAUGCACCAGUUGAUCAAGGCACUGUGAUGACCUCAAACAUAGUUGAAUGCAUAAAUGCAUGCCUUGUGGAAGCAGGAGAAUUACCUAUAUAUCAUUUUGUUGAGGAAAUUAGACAAAUGUUUGGUUGA